Anastrepha obliqua is the source of this 891-nucleotide messenger RNA. RefSeq names its product PRL-1 phosphatase-like. Bases 235 to 696 code for a protein of 153 amino acids. The transcript has a single exon. Gene Ontology annotation, cellular component: nucleus. Lineage: Eukaryota; Metazoa; Arthropoda; Insecta; Diptera; Tephritidae. Gene Ontology annotation, molecular function: protein tyrosine phosphatase activity. Gene Ontology annotation, biological process: protein dephosphorylation. The record is from RefSeq and is a predicted model, not a curated record.
GCUCAAUGAAAACUCAUAUACCAAAACGAAACCAAAAAAAAAAUUUUGUUUUGCUUGAAAAUUAUGACAAAUUUCAAAAUUUCAAUUAAAUUGCUGUAAAUUUGAAUUAUUUUACAUUUAUUGUUUAUAUGUUUGUUGAAAAAUUACCAAAUCGUGGAAAAGAGUGCAUUUGCCGCUGAGACGUCGCGUGGUACACGACAGUCCAUCCCAUCCGAAGUAAUUGAAUUCUCAGGCAUGCGUUUUCUCAUCACUGACACUCCAAAUGAGUUGACCAUAAAACUGUUCAUAGAAAAUCUGCUACGAAAUGAUGUAAAACUCUUGGUUGGUAUUUGCGGUGUCAAUUACAAAACAGCAGCUUUUGAUGCAGCCGAAAUUGAAGUAAAGAGCUUAGAGUUCUUAGAAGGUACAUUGCCAGAUGGCCAUGUAAAGCAACAAUGGUUCCGUAUUUUGGUUGAACACCAAAAUCAGCAUCGCGGCAGCUGUGUGGCUGUGCAUUGCAAUAGUGGUCUGGGUCGUGCCGCUUUGCUGGUGGCAAUGGCACUAAUCGAAUUGGGCAUGAGCCAUGACAUUGCUGUAGCUGUGAUACGUAACAAACGCCGAGGGGCCAUAAAUGAUGCACAAUUCGCAUAUCUCAAGGAAUAUCAGCCGCAAUCGAAGAUGCCGCGGCGAAGAUCUGGCAGCUGUUUAGUGCAGUAAUUGUGUGGAUGAGAAAGGUGGCUGAGUUGGUGGCUAUUGGAAAAUCGCAAUGGAAAAAAUGUUUUCAAGAUUUUCAUUGCUUGUAAACAAAAAUUUUAAAUUGGUACCCAUUUCUGUUUCAACCAUUUGGUUGUUUGUUACAUGUUUUUUGUGUGAAAUAAAAUGAAAUAAGCGCGCAGCAUUGCUUGUCGGAAA